AUGGACGACGAGCAGCCCCAAGCGUCCGAAGAGGCGACGGCGGCCGCGGCCCGGCGCUGCUUCGGCGGGGUGGCGGCGCCCGUUCCGCGGGAGGCGCCGGCCGACUCUCCGCCCGCGCCGCCGCCGCCCGGCGAGGUCCGCGUCGUGCCGGUCCGCGUCGUCGUCCCGUGCGGGUGGGCGCCGCCCGAGCCGGAGCCGACGCCGGAACCCGAGGACGGCGGUGCGCCGGAGCAGGCCGCCGAGCCGCCGCCGCCGCCGCCGCUCGAGGCGCGCGUGCGCGUCUCCGGCGCAAAGGGCGACGGCGCGCCGUUCCUGGGCCCGGCGACGUCGCGUUGGGUCCCCGCGGCCUGGGCACCCGGGCGGCACGAGGUGGACUUCGCCGGCCUCGCCGUGCCGAGCGCGCCGUUGGCGCAGGACGCGGCGACGGCGACCGCCCUCUUUGAAGCGACCGUCGACGUGCGCGUGGAGACGCGCGAGGGCGAGGGCGCCGCCGUCGUCGACCUCGGCGCGUGCCGGUUGCGCGUUCGCGACGUCGUCGACGCCGCCACGCUCGGCAGGCCGCGCGUCGAGUACGAGAAGCCGCUCGUCGCCGACCCAAGCGCCGCCGGCGGGGGCGAUGCCGACGCCGCCGCCGGGCCGGUGCUCGGUGUCGCGCUCGCCGUCGACGACGAGCUCGCGGACUACCUCGACGGGUCUCGCGUGCUGACGCUCCGGGCGUCCCUGUCGAACCCGCCGGCGGGCUGGGCGCCGGCCGGCGAGCUGGACGCGGCGUCAGAGGCCGCGCUCGCGGCGUGUCGUUUCGCCCUGCGCCUCGCCGGCGGGGCGCCGGCGCCGCCGGCCGUCGACCUCGGGACCGCGGCGCUCGCGCGCGACGCGGCGCCGGCCGCUCCGGCCGACGACCCUGCGGUCGCCGGCGAACCCGAGGACGCCGGUGGAGAGCCGCCCGACGUCGCGCCGGUCGGCGUCCGCGCGGCGUGGGCCGAAGCGACGGCGUUCCUGCCGCGCGACGCGUGCGAGGCGUUCGCGGCGGCGGCGGGCGACGCGCCGACCCUCGACUUCGCCGUGUCGCUCGCCGGCGCCGACGGCGGCGCAGGAGCGGGGCCGGCCGACGACGGCCCCGCGGCGGACGACGCCGCGCCGGAGGCCGCGGAGCCCGCGGUCGACGCCACGGCGACGCUGGACGUGGCGGGAUUCUACGGUGGCGCAGAGGGGGUCACGGCGGUCGUCGAGGCGCGCGUCGUCGCGCCGGCGCCCGAGCCGGUCCUCGCGCCGGCGACCGCGCCGGCUGAGGCGGAGCUCGCGUCUGCUGCUGACGACGACGACGACGACGACGCGGCGUUCCUUGGCGACGCCGCCGCCGCGGACGAGGAGGCGGACGCGGACGCCGCGCCCGAGGCGCCGCCGCUCGCCUCGCGGCUCGACGCCGCCGGAACGCGGCUCGCGGUCGCCUUGACGCUGUCGGCGCCGCUCCGGGGCGGAAUAACCGCGCCACCGCCGGAGACGCCGUACGGCGACGUCGUGGCGCAGCUCGAACCGCACGCCGUCGCGGGCGCGCCGAAGACGCGCGACGUCCGCAACGAAUUCCGCGACGCGGUCGGCGACGUGGUCGCGGAGCUCGCCGAGGAAAUGGCCAGGAUCGUCGUCGCGCGCGAUCCGACGGGCGGCGCGUCGGUCGACGGCGCCGACGAGCGGACGUGGCUCUACGCGCUCAACACGGGCCGCGUCGACCCCGACGCGCCGCGCGCGCCGGGCCCCGAGGCCGGGCCGUACCACGCCUUCAAGGAGCGCCUCAAGCCGUGCGUCCAGCGCGUCGUGCGCGCGCGCGCCGCAAGGCCGCCGCCGGCGCCGGGCCAGAACGCUGACUGGCGCGAGGUCGGCGCCUACGACCGGUUCGUGGCGGCGGCCUACGAGGACCUGCUUGGCCUCGCGACGACGGUCCUCAACCGCCGCUUCCGCGACGCCGAGUCGGCGCAGGAGCCGCCGGCGACGCCGUCGCCGUUCGCGCCGGACGGCGACGGCGCCGACGCGCCGUCGACCGACCUCGCCGAGACCAUGGCGCGCGACGCGGACCGGACGCUCCGGACCUUCGCGGCGCGAGCGGCCGACGCCGAGGCCGAGGGCGACGCGGCCGCGUGCGCGCGGCUCCUCGACGAAGCCUUCGCGGCCGUCAAGGCCAAGGUGCUGAGCGCCUGGGACGCCAAGGUGCUGACGCCGGUCCUGCACGCGGCAGCGCGCGCCAAGGCGUUUGCCCUGGCGCGCUGCGCCGGCAGGCGCCUCGCGGGCGCGACGGCGUCCGACGCGGCGGCGGCGUGCCGCGCCGCGCUCGAGCUCGAGAGCGGCGACGCGGAGACGCAGGUCCUGUACGCCGCGGCGCUGCUCGAGCGCGGCGACGCGGCGGCGAGCGCCGGCGUCCUCGCGAGCGCGACGGCCACCGCGCGCGGCGCCGUCGGCCUCCGCGCGCGGCUCCUGCGCGCGCUCGUCCUCGCCGAGGCCGGCCCGCGCUUCGAGCCGGCGGCGCGACGCGCCGUCGACGCCGCGCCCGCCACGGCGGGCUGGGCGCCGCCGCCGGGCUACGCGGAGGGGCCGAGGCGGCGCUCCGCGCUCCUCCUGGACCUGGCGGAGUGGCUCGACGCCCACGGCCUGCCGGGCUGCGUCGGCAAGGCGCUGGGCGCGCACGCGGCCGCCGACGCGCGCGCGGCGGCGUGCGCGACGCGCGCCGGCGACCUCUUUGCCGCGCGGACGCCGGCGGACGAGUGCGCCCGCCGCUGGGCGCUCGACGCGCGCGCCGCGACCGACGCCGGCGACGCGCCGGGCGCGACCGCCGCGGCGAUGCGCGCCUGCGCCGCGGGCGCCGAUGCGGCGGCGCCGUGGCUCGCGCUCGGCGCCGCCGCCGCCGCGCGGGGCGACGGGGAGCGCGAGGGCGCGGCGCUGGCGAGCGCGCUCGCGAUCCUGCAGCACCCGGCCCACCCCGACCCGCCGCCGCUCUGGCUCUUCCUGCGCGUCGCGGACCUCUGCGCCGCGACGGGCAAGACGGACUACGCGCGGGACGUCGCCCUCGCCGCGUGCGACCGGCACGCGACGCGCGCGGCCGCGUGGCGCGGCGCGGCGCGCGCGCUCCUCGCCGACGGCAACCCCAAAGACGCCGAGACGGCGCUCGAGGAGGCCAACGUCCUCGACCCGGCGUCGGCGGCGUGCUGGGGCUACCUCGCGCUGGCGAACCUGCAGCAGUACGACCUCGGCGACGACGCGAGGGUGGACCGCGCGGCGGCGUGCGUCGAGCACGCGACGCAGCUGGGACUCGCCGACGGCAACCUGCUGACGGACGUCGGCGUGGCCUUCGCCGCCGUCGACCGGCUCACCGUCGCCGUCGAUGUGCUGCGGCGCGCCGUCGCGCUGCCGUUCGGCGGGUUCACAAAGCACGCGAGGCUCGCGCUCGCGCGCGCGUACGCCAAGGGGAGACGCCACGUCGAGGCCACCGACGAGUACGCCACGCUCCUCGCCGUCGCCGGCGACGCCGAGGCCGGCGUCCUCCGGGCCGAGAUGGAGCCCAUCCUGAAGGUCCUCGGGAAGCUCGACGACGACGAGGCCCCGUAGCGCCCAGGCGAGAGUCCCGGGGUCGCUAAGUGCGUACUUUUGAAUCGGAACAGACCCUCGGAC
Messenger RNA from Pelagomonas calceolata, 3657 nucleotides. Lineage: Eukaryota; Pelagophyceae; Pelagomonadales; Pelagomonadaceae. The record is from the annotation of a GenBank genome assembly.